CUCAGAGAAGUUAUGGCCCAAGAUGGAACAGCAAGUCUGUGGCAGACGAGGUCCAGGAACUCGCUCUUCUGAUGCCUCAGUUGAGAACACGUUCUACUUCGCCACCUGGUCUCCCAGCUACCCAAGGGCAUAUGAACAACCAGGGAAUUAUUUUGGGGGAUACCAGCAAAGAGAUUUGGAGAUCCUGGAAAUUGGAAAAAACAAAACAAUCUGUCUAGGAUGGCAGAGAGAGAGUUGGUCUCAUCCAGGACACUCACUCCUGCCCUUGGACGUUGGUACUCCUGGUUCUCAGGCCUCUGAACUUGGACCAGGACUUACGCCAUCAGCUCCCCUGGUUAUACACCACCAGCUUUCUUGGUUCUUCACCUUCAGACAGCAGACAGUGGGACUGCUUGACCUCCAUUUCCAAUUCCCAAAAUAAAUCUUCUUAUAUCUAUG
Mandrillus leucophaeus (drill) is the source of this 438-nucleotide messenger RNA. RefSeq lists its product as uncharacterized. The record is from RefSeq and is a predicted model, not a curated record. Bases 23 to 421 code for a protein of 132 amino acids. The transcript is spliced from 3 exons. NCBI's taxonomy places the organism in Eukaryota, Metazoa, Chordata, Mammalia, Primates, Cercopithecidae.